Messenger RNA from Syngnathus typhle (broad-nosed pipefish), 7306 nucleotides. RefSeq names its product coiled-coil serine-rich protein 2a (gene ccser2a). The transcript is spliced from 11 exons. Gene Ontology annotation, cellular component: microtubule cytoskeleton. The coding region runs from base 647 to 3448 and encodes 933 amino acids. Gene Ontology annotation, molecular function: microtubule binding. NCBI's taxonomy places the organism in Eukaryota, Metazoa, Chordata, Actinopteri, Syngnathiformes, Syngnathidae. The record is from RefSeq and is a predicted model, not a curated record. Gene Ontology annotation, biological process: microtubule bundle formation.
AGCUGAUGGAGGAUAUCGGGAGUGGAUCCUCCGGAGGUCGCUAGUGCUGUUCGUGGUCGGGUGUUCGCACUGGAAUUUCUUAUCGAGCUUCUCGCUCCCCCUCGUUUAAAUGUAUUUAUUCUACUCGGUUUGGGCUUCUCUCCAGUUCUACUGUAGGGGCACCUUGUUUGCUUUCGAAAGCCCAAAAUCGUGCACUCUCCCCGGCUUUGGAGGAAGAAGUAACGGACGUGUGCGUUGAUUGGAAGCAUCCGUCUGGAACUCUGCUGCUACUUGCCAGUAUUUCUAUUUUUCACUUCCCGCAACGCCCGAUUCCCCCUUUCCUCGACUAUCGCCUCACUUCUACCAGAUUUUUUGGGGGUGUACAAUAAUAUCGAUUUUGUUUUAUUAAACUUGCUAACAAGUUGCUAUGGGCUAACCAAGCUAGCGUCUUCAAGAAACAAGAGGACUGUUUACUGACAUCCGGUGUGCUUUUAAAUCUGCUCCGCUUGUGGAACGUCACCUUGGCUGGAAUUGUUUUUACAAUCGGAUUCCCCCACGGAGCAGCAAACAGCUGAAUAUCUCCAGACUGCACAACAACUUGCAUUCAAGAUCUCCAAUGUGAGGCCGCGCGUGAGUCCAGACUCAUCAAUGUCUCCUACGGCAUCUGAUGGAAGAUAAAGUGUCAAACGGCUCUGCCAUGGUGUCAAGACUGCCCAAAUUUGGCGGGCGCUCCACAAGUGCCGGCGCCGGACCCUUGACCAAUGGUUCGUCCACCCAGGACGCCAAGACGCCUGCCGCUGGAGCACGCCCAAAUGGUACAAUCCGAACGUCUCCCUUUUCCCUGAAAUGGAGGAGAGAUGAAAGGGCAGCCCCCUCCAGCCUCACCAGCCCGCCGGAUGGAGGCAAGGAGACGACGAGACAACUUCCCUCCAUGCCGAAGGAGGCAAAGAGUAGCUCCCCGGGGACUCCCAUCAUGCGGAGGUCAGCGUUGUCGGUGGUGGCGGCAUCGAGCCCCAAAGCCGCGCCCAAGCAGGCCUUAAAAGUCACCCCCAAAGACGGCAUCAAAAUGGGUCAAAGCUCUCUCAACGGCGUCCCCAAAGCAGACCGCAGCGAUGCUGAGUCCCGCCUGGCACAGCCCAAGUUCUCCUCGGGCCCGCCAAGAAGCAGCUCCAAAGAGCGCCUUUCCCAGUCCAGCGAAAGCCUGAAGACUCUGGAGCUGGACAAGAUGGUGCGCUCAAACAGCUUCACGCAUUUCAAGCAGAUUCCGUCUCCCAACAGCCAGCCCAUGAUACGUUCCUUCUCCUUCAACCGGGCCGUAGAACUGGCCAAACCUCUGGCCAACACUCAACUUCGACCACCGAGGAGCAGUUUGCUCAAAGCCCCGCAAGUCAGCAACGGACGCUUAAGUUUAGGACUCGGGGCUCUGCGCGUUGGCCACGGAGGGUCUGGAUGUUCCGGUGGCGGGACUGGAGGUGUGCAGUACAGCCGAGCACCCGCGGCCGCCUCUUCGCUAGCGGCGCCGUCGCCGCCGCCGGCGCCAUCCACUCCCAGAGCUCUGAAGAAGCCGCUGCUCUCCACUUGCGGUUUGAACAAGUUGUUGGGGACGAGUGGGGGGUCUUUGGGCUUCAGGCAGGCCAAACCUGCGCAGGCCAAGCAGCAGAAGACCAUACUUCCAGGCUGGGUUAAAGGAGCCCUCAAAUCUUCACCCACUCUUCCAGGUGGAGAUGCUGAGCCCACAGGAAAGGAUGAAGAAGCAAACUGUCACGAUGACACGGAUCAAAAUCCCACUGAUGGAGGAGCAAAAGAAGAAAGCAGUGUGCUGCGGCCAAACUCCGAUCAGGUUCUUAGUGACGGUCCGGAAGACAUGUCCUUGUCUUCUGCUUCGUCCUUCGACAGAGGAAACACCAGUGAAGACUUUUUAGAUGACUUGGACAGCGUAGGGGAUGUUCUCAGUGACGGCGACGCUCACGACAACAACAAGACCAAUCGCUUUCUUGAUGAAACCACCGACUGGGAUCUGGCAGGUGACAAUGACGAAAGCCCCAUGCAGGACUCCCAAGGGGCACUUGUGAAGUCGGCCGUGGAAGGCAAUGUCUGCCGAGCUUCAUCCUCUGAGCUCUCGCCCUCCAACAGCUCCGGAGGAACCUACAUGUGGGACGAAGAAGGUCUCGAACCUUUCGCAGGGCCCGGCGGGACGUUUCCGUCCGAUCUGUAUGACGACUCUGAGCUCAACAGCAUGGAUAUCCUGAACAAUCUGCUCAGCCCAGGGGUUGAAGAGGUGGAUGACGAUGACCUCAUGCUGGACGUGGACCUCCCAGAGGACGGUUUGCAUGACUUUGACAGAAUGUCCAACGGUGAGAGCACGCCUCAACGGCAGGGACAGCGGCGUCGGCAUCAACGCUGGAAUGGACCCGAGCGCGACGGCAGGGCACCGUUCUUCCAUCACUACGAUGGCCUCAAGUCUUCAAGGAUGUCCUAUCAAGCCCCCCACUCCGAAGCGAGGCGACACAACCAUGCGCCCGUGCCCGAUGAGCUCUCGCUGGAGCUCAUGAGCCAGGACUGCAGCCUGGUCAAGAACCAACUGCUCAGGCUGAAAAACCUACUGCAGCUGGAGGAUAAGGCGGACUCGGCAGCAAAUGUUGCGGGGGAGAUUGAAGGCAAUUCCAAUGGUGUAGCCCAGUUUGAGGAGCUGCUGAAGGAGGUGCACGCGCUCCGGGAAGAACUUAGGAGUCGAGACAAGACCAUCGUUCAGCUCACGCUGCAGUGUCAGCAGCUGCAGCAGCAUCAGCAGGAACAAGCGCUCGCCCGAGAGCGUCAGGUGCGGUGCCAGUGUCAGAGGGCGCCGUCGCUUCUGCGACCGCCGGGAGACAAGCGACUGCAGCGCCCAUGUGACAAGGCCACCCAGACCCAUUGGAGAACCCCCGGUCACGCUCUUCAAAUACCUUUCAACUUCAGCGAGCGUUUCCGCCCGGGAAGACCAGUAAAAAUUCUCCCCACCGAGGCCCGCAGUGACCAGACGAAGGACAAGGACACGAGGGCCCGUUUUGACGCCGACGCUCCUCUCGAUGACCUCACGUCAUAUGUGGCGGACCUUCGACGGCCAAGUCAGUGUCCAAGCUCGCCUGCGGCCACGUGGCAUGACCCGGUCGCCGCCGCUGCCCCGUCCCUCCGUGGCGAGGGCGCGUCACUUCCCGCUGUCAAGCCGCUCAGACACUCGUCAUCCUCAAAGACUUUUGCUGGCAAGACGAGGCAGCUGCCCCCGCCGACCAGAGGCCUUCCUUGCUUUAACAGCGCCCCCCGGCAGCAAGUCUUCAGUCCGUGCGGCACCUCGUCGCUUCUGCUCCGCCGCAUCUCGGAGCCCCGUGGUGGCGCAAACCCAGAGAACGCCGACCGGGAGCCGCUCAAGGAGACGGCCAAGAUGAUUGCCCCUUUGGGUCGCUCGUGUCUCCCCAAGCCAAAGAUUCCCUGAGAAGCCUCAUGCAGCACAAGAAAGAGAGGAAGAUGGCCGCUGCAGCGCCCCUGAAUAUGUAGAAUAUGUAGCAAGAUGAGCAACGCAAGUCCACAACCUGUAAGUCCGCAUUCAUGUCACUUUUACAAACGUUUAGUGCAGGGCUGGCCAAAGUGUCACUCCAUUUUUUUAAUGUAUUGCAAAUGUAUUUAUUUAUUUUUCCUAAUGAGUUUCAAUAAUUAGUUCGUUCAUAGGCUGUAAAUAUUACAAUGCAACAUAAAAAAAAAAAUCUGACACAAAUCCCAAUUACAGAUUAUGAGAAUAUUUUUAUUUCAGGGGUACAACUGAACUGCAGCUGAGUUUAGCAGCGCUAGCGUCAUGAGAUGUUUAAGGCAAUUUAUUUUUUUUCACACAAUAUAACUUUGUGUCCAUUAUUUUAAAAUUGUCUUGAUAAUAUUUCAGUUUGGAAAAAAAAUGCUCUGCACGUUAAGCAAUAACUGACUGCAACUUCCACUAACAACCCGGACUAAAUUGACCUCCUCCCUGACUCCUUGAAUUCUAAAAAAAAAUCUAUUUAAUUAAGAGUUUAGUGUUAGAAGAAACGAUUUUAAAUGUUUUAGCAAAUUUUUAUUUCACCUCUCACAGCCCAUCUGUUGUGUUUAAAAAUUAAAUAGUGGCCAUGAGCACCAAAACCAGCCCGUUUCCAGUUUAGUAGGUGCCACUCACAAAAGCCCCCUUCUGCUCUUUAAUUUAGUUGCUCCAUUCACGACGACACAAUAUUGCUUGCCCUCGCUCGACCGCGCCCUCCGUCCCGCGGCGGCUGGCCGUUUUCAAGGUGGCACAGACGCGACCUUUACAGUGUAGCUGAAGGGCCGCGGGAGGUGGAGCGUGGAGGCUAAAAACAAGUUGUGCUGGACAAAGUGAGUCAUGGCACAAAAGGUGGAUUAGGUGUGGGAGACAAAGCUGUCUUGCAAAAAGAAUUUGUGUGUGGCUACUUUGCACCGCCGUGUGUGCGUGCGUGCGUGCAUGCGUGCCCAGUGGAAGAAAGCAGCACUAUAAAGUCGCUAAUGAAAUCCAAUACGAGACUCUCUCUGCUUUACAAAGACAUCCAUCCGUCCAUCCAUCCGUAUUGUAUAGCCCUUGUCCUCAUUAGGGAAGCGGGUGCGUUGCAGUCAAUCCCAGCUGACUGGCUGCCAGCUCAAAAUAAAUAAAUAAGUUAAUAAUAACGAUUAACAUAUGCAUUUUAAUUUAAUUUUAAUGUAGUCAUACUGUACAGUAGUGAAAAGCAAGAAAAAGUGUCAAGACUACUGUCCUAUAGUGUCUUACCGGUGAAGACAGUGUUUCCGUCACUGUGUGCCUAAUAUUAUGGUUUGUUACUCGGGAUUAUCCAUGCCACUUUGUUUUGAGUCCGAGUACCGCUCACCAAUCCGACACCUGUUGUAGUUUUGAUAUAAUUUUAUAUGAAAGAAUGAAUUUCUGAGGCAGAAGUGUCAAACUGCCACAGUGUAGCGCCACCCACUGGUGAGGAGGACUUGUGUCAGAUUUAUUUUUUGCCUUUUAGUAUACUUGGUUGGUACCAGCGUCCACCACGAGUACCCGAUACCUUUAAAUAAGGUCGGUACCGACACCUGGUGUCAUCAUUCGCCCAUCCCGAGUUGUUACGCCAGACGACAAAUGACUAAUUUGCAAUCAUGUGAAUAUCAGCUAACAGGACUUCAUUAAGGUGCUUGGCUCUCGGCUCCAUCUGUCGACUAGAAUCUGGCUCUUUUUUUUUUCUUUUAAAUUGAAUUCUGUUUAUCUCCUCCCCACACUUUUUUUUUGUACUGUCAAACGCUCCCUCGCACGUUCCCGCAUGGCGAGCAGUGGUGUGUUAAGAAGAGCCACUGACAGGGACUCUGCUCUCUUCACUGUCGGGGCCCCGUGACCGCUCGCCUCUGUACGCCUCCGGCAGGGACCACUCGGCUGCAUCCCCUCCACAUAGACACACACACAUAGACACAUACACACAUGCACAGGCCCUGUGACACAACUAGAAUGGACGUGAAAGGGAACACACAAGCACACGCACACAAGACCCCAACAGACACAUAAGAGCGGAACCUCUGAAAUCGAACUCAAUCAAGGCAGCUUUAUUCAAUAUAAUGAAUAGUCUAACACGUAGCAGCAAAGCAGUGAAAUAAAAUAAGUUUACUGAAAUUACUAAAAGAACCUACAGCACAAGAACAUUAUUACACAAAUGCUCUAAAAGGCCAUAAUAGGAUCAUGUAUCAUUUAAAAACAUUUUUAAUUUGGGCUAGUUUUAGUUGUGUUGGCAGCUCAUUUCAUUUGCGUAAUUCUCAUUCUGGUGCUAAGCCAUUCAAUCAUUUAUUGACUUGGAACAUAAUUUACUUUUAAUUUUGGUUUUAAUUCACUUUUAAAGGCACAGAGACCUUGAACUGCUCUACACCGUCAGUGACUUUUCCUCCAAUAUUCAGGUGAAAUUUGGUUCCAUUGAAAGUAGAAUGGGAGGAUUUCUGUUCAAAUAGCCGCUGGAUGUUUCAACUGUAUUCCGAACCGAACAAGCACAAAAAGCCAAAAAUAAAUAAAAUGGAGGGUGACGCAAUGGGAGAGCCAGAGAGCAAACUUCAAACGCAGCCCGUGAAGGUGUUUGGAUUACGGAGGGGGUGAGCCAGGGUAAUAUGUUUGCACAUGAGGUGGAAUAUGUUUGUUUGGAUGCGACGUGCUCCAGGAGGGGGUAUCGACCCCCCGCGCACCCCACUUCACCCCACUCGGCCUUGUCACUCAUCGCUCGCUAAUGCCAACCCAGAAAUCAAUGCGGCGUGUUUGUGUGUGUCAAAGCUGCGAGUGCCCACAGGGCGGGAAGGCAAACACGGCGCACGGCAACAAGCAAGGCCAACGGCGUCCUUCUCCCCACCGCGUGCCGCUCUAAAGCCCUAAUCUCCAAAUCAAUCCCCUCGCUAAGUUUAAAAGUGCGGCCAAUCAGUCUGGCUCCCGCCGAAAGCACAAAGCCUGAAAACACUGCCGAUCAAUUCUCACGCUGGCGCGAGGGCCGGAAUUAGCUAACUUGUUUUUUGUUAGUUGUGUUAGCGCAGUUUUGCACAACGAGGAAAAGCAUCAGAGGAAAGCGGGUUGUCGUGUGAUGGAUUGCGACGGCGUCAGUGUAGUUAACGCCGAGUUAUGUCGUCUUACCUAACCCGCAAUUGGUAGGCAUUGAAGCAUACUUGCACUUUCUGAGCUCUGCUUUGACCUCAAAUUGGCUGCAGAAGUCACUGCUAUUUAAUUAAUAUUUAUUUAAUUUAUUUAAGAGCCACAAAUUUUGUAAAAAUCUUGUGAAAUUGCAUCUCAGUUCUGACAGGUAUGACUUAGACCAGUUUUACACUAAAGGCCACCUUUAAUUAUUUUCUCUCCAAGUAAUGUUACAACAGUAAUAGUAUUAAAAAAAAAAAAAAGUUAACUUUUUUUUUUUUCUUCAUUAACAAAUAACUGACAAGGUUUAAUACUGACAGCUUGGCGAUUAAGUGUUGUCUCUGAGUAAAAAUACAAAUAAUACUUAUAAUUUUGUCCAUAUGGGGUCUCGCUUGGUAGAUAGGCUCAUUUUUCAAGUCACGAUAAUUAACCAAUAAACAAAACCACAGGCCAUAAUUUAGCAUUAUAUACUGACAUGCAUGUGGACGCUGGCCGUGCAAUAUUGUGAAAAAUGACUAACCCAAUGCACUUUAACAAUAUUUCAAAUGUUAGUUAGAAGGUUUGGCAUCCUGUGAGAGGUCAUACGUAUGCGUGUCUGCCUUUUCAGUGCUUUCACACGGACUUACUGUAAACGGGUAAUACGAACUCUAUUGGUUCUAUCACUGUGGAAAUAAACUAUAAUUUUGAAACACA